CAUAUAAACUCUUCUUAAACCCGGGCAUUGUAAGUCUAUUUUAAAUCUAUAAUUAACCGCUUCCAAUUGUGCCCAGCAUGAAAUUGUACUGGGCAGGCGAACAAUUUUUCCGAAACCUGCGUCUACAAUAUAUGCAAGUCUAUGAUACUUAUACUGUGUCAAAGGUGAGAGUAUUCCACUAUAGUACCGGUAAAUAACAAAAGCACUCAUGAAAAUCAUAUGGGUCAACAAGUGAAACCGAUACUGUCAGAGACAUUGAACUCUGCAAUGUAAGGCAGGGAAUGAAUUGAUAAAAUCAAAAUGAGAUUUGGAAAGCGAAGGUAGCCUUAUUUCCUGCUGCAAGAGAAGCUCCUCUCCAGAAUGGCCGCAAAAUCUGUAUCCGUCGUCUUAAUGAUAGCAUUCACCUUCCAUGGAUUAUGCAGGGUUUAUUCGCAGGAGGUGUCCAGGAGAAGCCAGUACAAAACACCAGGACGAGAAAAACACUUCAAGAGUACGGUAAAAGGCGACCACUACAGGACUAGUAAAGCGUCUUGGUUUCUUGGUGGAAAACAGAUGUCCAGACCGGUCCCUGCUUUUACGGCAGAAAGUCGACGAACACUGCAGGACAGAAUGAAUACGGGCUGCAGGUCGAUGUGUAAUGUGUAUCCUAUUGUACGCAAUGCAACUGUGGCACUGCAUGCAAGGUAUCAGCCUAACUACGAGGCCCUGAACGUGAAUUCCACCCACUUCUGUGAUAGCGACACAGACUGCAGCGCAGAUGUAACGAUCGGUCGUCACUACCAAUUCGCCUGCAAUGCGUCUAGUUCGAAUCCAGCCCGUCAAAUCACGUGGCUGAUCAACACAAAGGGCAUACGGGGGAUGCAACAGACUGAAUUACCUGCUGACUGGAACCAAUCAGGCCAGGACGAGAGCAUGCACUGGAAUACCUUGAGUCAAAUCAACCUUCAGAUAUUCCCUGAGGACCACCAUAGCAGCAUUGUGUGCAGAGUGAUGUUUCCUGACGACACUACGGUGUUCAGAGAUAUUGUCAUGACAAUGCGAGUAACAGACAAUUUCAAUCGGCCGAACAGCAUGACCUUGGAUGUAAAUUCCACCCAGUCCUGUGAGAGCGACACGGACUGCAGCGCAGAUGUGGCGAUCGGUCGUCACUACCGAUUCACCUGCUACGCGUCUGGUUCGAAUCCAGCCAGUACCAUCACGUGGCUGAUUAACACGACAGGCCGAUGGGGAAUGGAACACAGAGAGAUACCGGCGGAUUGGAGUCAGUCAGGCCAGGAUGAGAACAGGAACUGGGAGACAUCCAGUCAAAUCCACCUUCAAAUACUCCCUGAGGACCACCGUAGCAGCAUCGUGUGUAGAGUGAUGUUUCCUGAUCACGCAGCCGUGUUCAAGCAGAUUGUCCUGCAACUUCAGGUCAUGGAUGAAGCGGGUAAGUACCAAAUAGAAAUCAAUGGAACAAUUUGUAAUUCCGUAAGUUUCUUUUAUAGGUUGGACUUCCCCCAAUUCGUGGUUAUAAUCUCAGAUCCACCGAACAGCGUGACGCUGGAUAUAAACUCCACCCACUCCUGUGAUAGCGAAACCAACUGCAGCGCGGAUGUCACAAUCGGUCACCACUACCGAUUCACCUGCAACGCGUCUGGUUCGAAUCCAGCCAGCAUUAUCAGGUGGUCAAUCAACACGACAGGCCGAUGGGGAAUGGAGCACAGAGAGAUACCGGCAGAUCGGAGUCAGUCAGGCCAGGAUGAGAACAGGGACUGGAAGACAUCGAGUCAAUUCCACCUGCAGAUACUCCCUGAGGACCACCAUAGCAGCAUCGUGUGUAGAGUGAUGUUUCCUGAUGACACUACGAUGUUUACAGAGAUUGUCAUGAAAUUACAGGUCACGGAUGAGCCUGAAAAUCUGAAGAAAUUGGCGAUGGCUGCCUGCAUUCCUCCAUCGCUGAUUGUGUUGAUGUGCGUUGUCAUGGUGACUGCUCGGAAGUGGCUCAAGAAAUCUAAGCUCCGUCAACCAUCCCUAGAAGCAACGUCAUCUCAUCGUCCAUCCUCCCAAAGCGAGGAAAGCCAAGUGCCUUCUGAAGAGGACGUGUACGAGGAAAUUCCUGUGGUUCGCGAUUAUCGAACGCGGGUGUCGGUUCGAGAUUAAAAUGUCAACCUCUCCCUCAGCUGAAAAAGUUGUUUUGUUAAAAUUACUGCGAUAUCGUUUAUCAUGGGGCUGGUUACCCCUGGCGGAGAAAGGGAAACAUUAAUUAAUAUUUUCUCUGCUGACGAGGAUUGAGACAACAUCGAUGAUAUCUGUGUACACAUAUGAGCCAACAUAGCGAUAGGAGUGGGGAAAAAUAUUUCCUGAUGAAAAAUGAUUGAUAAUGUUACAAACUGAAAACUUAACAACGUAGAUCCUUUAAUCUCUCUGACUGAAUAUAGCAGAAGGAAAAGUCAUUGAAAUUACACUGUGUGCGGUCUUCAUUAUAAAAAUAACUGAUGAAACCAAUUCAAACUGUUUGUGUAUGGAAUAAUUUUAAAAGAACACUCCAGUAUUGAAAUAAUUUUGCAUAGUAUUGUAAAUGAACUUUGUCAAUGGCACUACUCAAUUCUACCUUGUAUGUAAAUGCAUACAUAUAUUUCAAAAUCCUGUAAAACACUCCUAUGUAGUAGGUGUGUUCUCAUGCUAACAGGCUGAAUAUUAUCCUACAAGUUAUGCAAUUGUUCGGUAAGCCAACGAUUGGAGUGCAUAAUUGGAUUAUACAAACAAAUUUGUGUAGAGUAUAAACUUCCGGCAAAAUGGCAAUGGUAAUGCAUAGCUUUCUCCAUUAAACAAAAGCAAUCCCAAGGUUAGAUGUGAAUCGAAGUGAAACCAGUGCGGACAAUAAUAUUGCUUUUUGCUCUAUAGAAGUAUAAUUUGUAAGUGAAACUAUGAACAGAACAAAUUUAUGCAAAAGAAACAAGACAAUUGCACGUGUCCAAAGCUGGUUACAGAGCUACCUAUGUGUUCUUCUUAACUCUUUUACAUGUUCUGUCCGUAAUGUUUCGCUGCAGGAUAAGUAAACUGUUGCCACUUUCAAAUGCGGGCGAAAAGUAGUAGCUAAUUUAAUUUUGAUAUUGCCUCGCGAGCCUAUUCGAAGGCAAAGAUUCUAGUGUAAAAGUGUGGGUGGGAUAAUGAAAAAAAUCGAUUAAUCACAGAUAUCUGUUCGAGAUUAGAGCACCUUUUAUGCUGAAAUUAGUUUUGUCACAAGUUGUCGAGAACACAAAAGUCACUUACUGGCUUUGGUCGGCAACAAUUUAUUCCCUUUAUUUAAAAAUUUCUUUCAAGGAAUAUCCAUUCGUAAAGUCAUGUCAGGCAGACGGUGUCGCAUUAACUGGUUCUGUACUCUGUACUGAAUCAAAUAAUUUGCUUCAGAUGAAUAACCCAACUUUACAUGUUCGUUGAAGCCUCAUUGAACUCUCAGAAGCUUGAAAGAAGAUGAGUAUUUUGUGAUUAAAAAGAUCAUUUUUGUGUUUAUUA
Acanthaster planci (crown-of-thorns starfish) is the source of this 3498-nucleotide messenger RNA. RefSeq lists its product as uncharacterized. Lineage: Eukaryota; Metazoa; Echinodermata; Asteroidea; Valvatida; Acanthasteridae. Gene Ontology annotation, cellular component: plasma membrane; cell-cell junction. The record is from RefSeq and is a predicted model, not a curated record. Gene Ontology annotation, molecular function: cell adhesion molecule binding. Gene Ontology annotation, biological process: cell-cell adhesion.